AUGCCGUCAGCCUUGGCCAUCUUCACUUGUCGCCCGAACUCACACCCGUUUCAGGAGCGUCAUGUCUACCUGGACGAGCCUAUUAAAAUCGGCCGCUCGGUGGCCCGCUGUCGACCAGCACAGAAUAAUGCUACCUUUGAUUGCAAAGUGCUGUCAAGGAACCAUGCUCUCGUCUGGUUUGAUCACAAGACGGGCAAGUUUUAUCUCCAAGACACUAAAAGUAGUAAUGGUACCUUUAUAAAUAGUCAGAGAUUGAGUCGAGGCUCUGAAGAAAGUCCACCAUGUGAAAUUCUUUCCGGUGACAUUAUCCAGUUUGGGGUAGAUGUGACGGAGAACACACGGAAAGUUACCCAUGGGUGUAUUGUUUCCACAAUAAAACUUUUUCUACCAGAUGGUAUGGAAGCCCGGCUCCGCUCAGAUGUCAUCCAUGCUCCAUUACCAAGUCCUGUUGACAAAGUUGCUGCUAACACUCCAAGUAUGUACUCUCAGGAACUAUUCCAGCUUUCUCAGUAUCUUCAGGAGGCCUUACAUCGGGAACAGAUGUUGGAACAGAAGUUAGCCACGCUUCAGCGGCUACUAGCCAUCACCCAGGAGGCUUCAGAUACCAGUUGGCAGGCUUUAAUAGAUGAAGAUAGACUCUUAUCACGGUUAGAGGUUAUGGGAAACCAAUUACAGGCUUGCUCCAAAAAUCAAACAGAAGAUAGUUUACGGAAGGAACUUAUAGCAUUACAGGAGGAUAAACACAACUAUGAGACGACAGCCAAAGAGUCCCUGAGGCGGGUUCUUCAGGAGAAAAUUGAAGUGGUUAGAAAACUUUCAGAAGUUGAGCGAAGUCUGAGUAAUACUGAAGAUGAAUGUACCCACCUGAAAGAAAUGAAUGAACGGACUCAGGAAGAAUUAAGAGAAUUAGCCAAUAAAUAUAAUGGAGCAGUUAAUGAGAUUAAAGAUUUAUCUGAUAAAUUAAAGGUAGCAGAGGGAAAACAAGAGGAAAUCCAACAGAAGGGACAAGCUGAGAAAAAAGAAUUACAACAUAAAAUAGAUGAAAUGGAAGAAAAAGAACAGGAGCUCCAGGCAAAAAUAGAAGCUUUGCAAGCUGAUAAUGACUUCACCAAUGAAAGGCUAACAGCUUUACAAGUACGGUUAGAACAUCUUCAAGAGAAAACUCUUAAAGAAUGCAGCAGCUUAGGGACACAAGUUGAUGACUUCUUACCUAAAAUAAAUGGGAGCACAGAAAAAGAGCACUUGCUUUCAAAGAGUGGCGGGGACUGCACUUUUAUUCAUCAAUUCAUAGAAUGCCAGAAGAAGCUGAUCGUCGAGGGGCAUCUAACCAAAGUGGUAGAAGAAACAAAGCUUUCAAAAGGUUCGUUUUCUGUGGGUUUCUGUGGCAUUUUUCUGUGGGUUUUGACAACUCUUUUGGAUAAUGAAGAGAACCAGGCAAGAGCAAAGGAAUCUGAUUUAUCAGAUACCCUGAGUCCAAGCAAGGAGAAAAGUAGUGACGACACUACAGACGCCCAAAUGGAUGAGCAAGACCUAAAUGAACCCUUUGCUAAAGUGUCCCUAUUAAAAGAAGAUGGGGAGGAAAGGCGAUUCAUGGAAGAAGUAUCAUUUGAGAUGACCCUGAAAGGAUGGACUGCGAUAGCAGGGGGAAUUUAUAGAGAAAGAGAAGAACAAUGGGAAGGACAAAGGAGCCAACAAAAGAUCCAGUUGUCAAGAAGGAACCCGGCUGGUCAGAAGGAAUGGCAAAGGGAUGACUUGCAGGGUGCACAGUCAGAAAUUGAGGCAAAACAAGAAAUUCAGCAUCUUCGGAAGGAAUUGAUUGAAGCCCAGGAACUAGCUAGAGCAAGUAAACAAAAAUGCUUUGAACUUCAAGCUCUUUUGGAAGAAGAAAGAAAAGCCUAUCGAAAUCAAGUUGAGGAAUCCAGUAAACAAAUACAGGUUCUUCAAGCCCAACUGCAGAGGUUACACAUCAAUAUUGAGAAUCUCCGGGAGGAGAAGGAUAGUGAAAUCACCGGCACUCGAGAUGAAUUGCUUAGUGCCCGAGAUGAAAUUUUACUCCUUCAUCAAGCAGCAGAAAAGGCUGCCUCUGAGCGGGACACUGACAUUGCUUCUCUACAAGAAGAGCUUAAGAAAGUGCGAGCCGAGCUUGAGCGGUGGCGGAAAGCAGCAUCUGAAUAUGAGAAAGAAAUCAUGAGUUUGCAAAAUACUUUUCAGCUUCGAUGUCAGCAAUGUGAGGACCAGCAGAGAGAAGAAGCAACGAGGCUACAAGGUGAACUAGAGAAGUUGAGAAAGGAAUGGAAUGUAUUGGAAGCCGAAUGCCGUUCUCUAAAAAAGGAAAACGUUUUGCUAUCAUCAGAACUGCAGCGGCAAGAAAAAGAAUUGCACAAUUCUCAGAAGCAGAGUUUAGAGCUUACCAGUGAUCUCAGCAUCCUGCAGAUGACUAGGAAAGAGCUUGAGAAUCAAGUGGGAUCCUUGAAAGAACAGCAUCUUCGGGAUUCAGCUGAUUUAAAAACUCUUCUCAGUAAGGCUGAAAACCAAGCAAAGGAUGUACAGAAAGAGUAUGAAAAGACACAGACUGUACUCUCAGAACUGAAGUUGAAGUUUGAAAUGACUGAGCAGGAAAAACAAUCAAUCACAGAUGAGCUCAAACAAUGUAAAGACAACCUGAAGCUGCUGCGAGAGAAAGGAAAUAAUAAACCCUGGCCCUGGAUGCCCAUGUUGGCUGCCCUGGUUGCGGUGACAGCCAUCGUGCUGUACGUGCCAGGUCUGGCCAGAGCUUCUCCAUGAGAGCGUUUCUUGAGUCCGUACACCGUCCUCCCUCUAGAAGCUGGCACCACACUCAUGCUGGGGACAAACCAGAACCAUUUUCUUCCUUUUUACCUCUUAAAACAGCAGAAGUGCAAGAAUACAGCUGUAGGGUCAUUGCUUUAAAUUAUAUAAAAUGUAUCUGUCUAUAAAGAGGAUAUAAAAUUGUGACUUUAUUCUACUGUAAGCAAUAAUUUGCUUGCAAUUUUUCAUGUAAUUUUUAAAUUAGUAUGUUGAAAUUCUGAAUAUUAUGGUGGCCUAAAGUAGGCUUCUUGGUACACCAAAUUAUUUAUAACAUUAAAUUUAUGGGUAUUUUACUCUGAAUUCUAAUGGCCAGAUAACUCAUUUUUUUUGAUUCGAUAACUACCCAAACCAAACAACUGAUACAUACAUGGGAAGAGAGGCCCUGUGUGCUCAGUGCCUAUCAGUUUGAAUAUAUACACAUAUAUAUAUAUAUUUUUUACAUAUUUACGCCAUUUUUACUUGUUAUAAAACCACUGAGCUAUUGGGAACAAGACUUAGAGACAACUAUUUGCGUGGAUUUUUUUUUUUUUUUUAAGGAGAAAUACACUUGGAAAAUACUCUGUUCUAGUGAUAAUUUGGGGAAUAUAUGCACGUUUGUUCAGCCUUAAUGUGACUUGAUGAUGUGGAGGACAUCAACUUUGAAAAACUUUCCAUGAGAGUGUGUAUUUUCUUGAGCAAACUGAAGUAUUUCUGGGAGCAAAAACAUAGUAAUUAUACAGUUUCAGUGCAGUAAACCAAACUGUUGAGUCAAUUGGAAUGUAAUUUAUUAAACCUCAUGUAUUUAAAGAGAUAUUUUCUUUAAAAGCCAAGUUACUUUCUCAUAUACAGCAUUUUAGGAAGCAUGACUUUUUUUUUCCUAUCAUCUCUUCCUCCAAGCAUGUUUAAUUGAAGAAAGAAUUAAUAUCUCUUUAGAUAAGCUUUUACUGACUUAAUUUGGUUAAUGAUAUUUCAAAGCUAAUUCAUGUUCGAGGUGAGCUGUUGUUACCUACCAACAGAUUUCCUGGUUGGGGAGGCAAAUGGUCAUUUUCUUUUUAUUGUUGUUAAUUGGGACGUUCUGUUAAUGAGAAGCACUAUUCCCAAGAUUAAUAGUGUUCCAUGCACAGUAAAGCACCUAAACACUGCUUGAUGUUACAAAUUUAAAACACGGAAGUGAAGGUUUAGCUAUGGUUUUUGUGCGGCACCACAGUUAUGUCAAUGAAGUUUAUAUAGGUCAUAGAAUAUCCUAAAGUAUCACAUAGUUAAAUUUUUCAGUCAGUGAAAACUGAGAGGGAAUGUCAGUGAAUUGGCUUGAAUGUUCUGUGGCAAUCCACAGGCCUAGCCGAAUAUUGAAAUAGAAGUUUAGGAUAUAAUUUGCCUUGUAAUGUUUGGCAGUCAUUGUUUAUACUUUAAAGGUUAUAUUUUAAGCCAUUUGGGGUUUGCUGUUGGGAGGAUCACUAGAUUUAUGGAGGAAUUAGUCACAAAUGACUUGUAGAAAAUACUGUCAUAUAGUUCAUUUCAUCAUUUUCUGUUGCAGGAAGCCACUCCACCACAGAAUGCUAAUAUGCCAGUGGUACCCAGUACCUCCUGUAUAUAGGUUAUUGCAAAUAUUGUUCUGAAAUGCUUAACUUCAGAAUUACAUUUUUUAAAGUAAAUAAUUGUUUUAAAUCUAUUUUGUAAAGAUAUAAAGUACAAUAGAAUUUCUGGAGUACAGAUUAAACUAUUUGCACUAACACACGUGAUGUGCAUGAUUUAAUAAAAUAACUUUACUCUCCCUA
Lagenorhynchus albirostris (white-beaked dolphin) is the source of this 4580-nucleotide messenger RNA. RefSeq names its product sarcolemma associated protein (gene SLMAP). The record is from RefSeq and is a predicted model, not a curated record. NCBI's taxonomy places the organism in Eukaryota, Metazoa, Chordata, Mammalia, Artiodactyla, Delphinidae. Gene Ontology annotation, molecular function: protein binding. Bases 1 to 2784 code for a protein of 927 amino acids. Gene Ontology annotation, cellular component: acrosomal membrane. The transcript has 25 exons. Gene Ontology annotation, biological process: protein localization to plasma membrane; regulation of membrane depolarization during cardiac muscle cell action potential; acrosome assembly.